Triplophysa rosa is the source of this 1548-nucleotide messenger RNA. RefSeq names its product serine racemase (gene srr). The coding region runs from base 118 to 1089 and encodes 323 amino acids. Gene Ontology annotation, biological process: L-threonine catabolic process; L-serine catabolic process. Lineage: Eukaryota; Metazoa; Chordata; Actinopteri; Cypriniformes; Nemacheilidae. Gene Ontology annotation, molecular function: threonine deaminase activity; L-serine ammonia-lyase activity. The transcript is spliced from 7 exons. The record is from RefSeq and is a predicted model, not a curated record.
CGCGUGCAGAACCAGUAGGUUAUCGGUGCCACUCGAAUUUCCGUUUAUAUCACCGUUGUUUUGUCUUGAUUGAAUAUAAUUCAUUCAUUUUGGAUUGCACUUGCUGUUUUCUGAAAAAUGGGAGAUUUCUCAGCUGACAGCAUCACUGAAGAGAUGCUCAGAGAGGCACAUGAAACUGUCAGAUGUAGCCCGCUGGAUGUCAUCCGUACUCCGAUGAUCCCAUGGUGCCAAACCACACUGCCACUCAACAUCUCUGGCCAGAUUCACAUCAAACUGGAGAACAUGCAGAGGACGGGUUCAUUUAAGAUAAGAGGUGUUGCCAACCAGUUUGCCAGAAGACCGAAAGGGGGUCAUUUUGUGACCAUGUCUGCUGGGAAUUAUGGGAAGACAUUUGCAUAUGCCUGUAAGCAUUAUAGAUCAAAAGGCAAAGUGGUGAUGCCCGAAACUGCUCCCAUCUCUAGAUCUGCGCUCAUACAAAGGUUAGGAGUUGAGGUUGAAAGAGUGCCAACUCCACGUCUCAUGGAUGUUGUUAACCGAUGUGUUCAAGAGGACGGCAUGACUUUCUUGCAUUCAUAUGAUGACCCCGAUCUUAUAGCAGGCCAUGCCAGCUUAGGUUUUGAGAUUCUGGACGUUAUAGCACAUCCAGAUGUAGUUGUUGUCUGUUGUGGUGGAGGUGGGCUACUGGCUGGUGUGGCAGCUGCCAUCAAAUUGUCUGGAUGUGAGAAUACAAGAAUUUAUGGAGUGGAGCCAGAAGGAGCAUGUACAAUGUACAAGAGCUUCAUUGAGAAAAAGCCUGUCGGAAUGGAUGCCAAAAGCAUUGCUUCAGGGCUAGCACCACCAUUCGCUGGUGUGUUGCCAUAUGAGCUGUGUCAGAGAUACGUGGAAGAAAUCGUGCUGGUAACUGAUGAAGAGAUCAAAUCUGCUGUUUCUACUCUAUAUACGGCCGGCCUUGUUGUUGAACCAUCAGGCACUGCAGCCUUUGCUGCCAUAGUAAAUAACAGAAUACCAGACAUCGACGACAAGAAUGUUGUGGUCAUCGUUAGUGGAGGAAACAUUGGCAAAGAUGAGCUUAGCAACUUUCCUGAUUAAGUUAGUUUAACUUAACUCAAACAAACUUUAUUUUUUACUCAAAAAUUAGAAAUGUCAUCUACUCAACACCAUGUCAUUUCAAUGCUGUUUAUGUCUAUGGGGCUGUCAAGCACCAAAAAGAACAACGCCGUUAAACGUGACAUACUGUAUAAUCUCAAAUGUGCCAAAGUGCAAAUCAACGCUAUGGACAAAUGAAAUUUUAGUCAUGUAUUGUAGAACUUCAAGUCAUUAAACUACAUAAAUGUUAUUAUUUCUUUUAUGGAGUUUGGCAGCCCUAGUCCUCAUUCACUCUUAUUGUAUAAAAGAGUAGCCUGAACAUUAUGCUGUAUUCUUAUGUUUUGAACAACAUAAUGGUAGCUUGUAUUUUCAUGAUUGUCAUUUAGUUAAAUUGAUGUUUAUGUUCCUCAAGAGUCUUAAUAACUUUUGACUGGUGUUUUUAUAAAUCUUCUUGUAUGGGCA